This is a messenger RNA of Marchantia polymorpha subsp. ruderalis, 1967 nucleotides long. The record is from the annotation of a GenBank genome assembly. Lineage: Eukaryota; Viridiplantae; Streptophyta; Marchantiopsida; Marchantiales; Marchantiaceae.
CAAAUAUCUUGACAGCCAUGAAAAGUACCGUCUUUACAGUCUACCUUCUGCUUCACGUUGUCAAGAGAACGAUUUCCUGCUCACGUUCCUCAAUUUCUUCUUGUGAAAACUAAUCAGCGGGUACGGCGAUCUAUGGCACCUAUGCGAAGCAGAGGACCGAUUUCUCCCUUAUGCGCAUGCCGAAGUUGGUCGCAUCUGGAAAGGCGAUAAGGCGGUGACUGGGUGAAAUUCGCGAACGAGACAGAGCUCGUCCAUGUCGCCUUUGCAGUCCGGACUCCCACAGUCCGCACCCUGACGCCGAAGACUUUGACCCGAGUACGGACUCCAGCAUUGACGUCCGUGUUGUGAUCGAGGUCAACAAGAUCGACGAAAUCCGAGGCUUAUGUCUUGAGCCGACAUCGAUGCUAGGCAGUAAUUUUAGUUAGAGGAAAAGAAUACGUGAAAGAGAGAUAACUACAUCGCGCUUCCAAUUCUUAUGUUCAUCUCAUGACCUCAAUCUCAAGUCAGCGAUCCUGAUACUCUGAGAAAACCGAAAGUAUACGAACUGGGGAAAUGGACAACUCCACGUGCUGAUUAUGUUACAAGCUGAUUAUGAAGAAGAGGUGAGUUGUACGUUUGCAGAAGUCCCAUCGUCUAGACCUUAAGAAAAACUUGUAACUGAACGUAAAUUUGCGAUUCUAGAAUCAGUUGGAGUGUCGGAGAUCCACUAGGAGUAUCAAAGUCGGUGAGCUAGGAUGAGCUCCGGUGAGCAUACGCGUGGGCCCCGAUCGAAUUCUGUCGAAGGUGAGACCUUCAGUUCUCUACACUCUGUUUCAGAUGCACCACGUGCUUAGAAUGUUCAGAAAUGGCCACUCCAGAAAGCGUCCCUGGGAGUCGAGCUCGACAGAAUGAGACUACGGAGGAAAGAGAGCGUCUCCUGAGAUGUGGGCUAAGUCCACAUUGGACUGCUCAGAUGACGUACCCUCCAUGGGGCUGCCAUGCCUUGACUCCUUGACGGGCACAGGUCGUCGGAGCAAGUUACAUAUCUCGACCCAAGUAUAAAGGGCUUCACAGCCGGUCCUUUCAUCACAGUUCUUCGAAAUCUCUACUGAACAUCAUUGAGGUGGGUUCAGAGAGCAAGAGACUUGAUCUUGUCUUCAGUCACCAAGACGAACUACCAUUUUCCAACCUACAAGCAAGACGUGGUAGACGCUUCCUGCGAGUUCGUGCGAGGAAUCCAAAUACAGUUGGCAAAUUUGCAGAACAACACUUCACUGCUAUAUCUCGAUCGGAGUUCUUUUUACAAAGUGAUGAAGAUGGCACCGAGCGCCGUAAAAUUCCAGGCCUGCACGGGUCUGUUGCUGGUUGCCAUCGCCAUCUCCUUCAAUGGAGGUGUUGUAGAAGCAAGGAGGCAUACCGAAUACAAGCAGCUCGAGUUCUACUUGCACGAGCAAUUUGUGAGUGAGCCGGGAUACCCGGCCACUGAUCUGCUGGCGGCAUCGGCCACGGGCAAUACGUCUACGUACGCAUUCGGAAAUCUCGGAAUAUCAGAGCAGGUUGUCAGGGAAGGGGCUAGCAACACUUCGACCAUCAUCGGCCGAGCCCCAGGAACUUUCCAGCCCAACAAGGAGGAGAGAACCUUCGCUCUGUACAAGCUGAUUACUUUGCAAACACAGGAAUGGAACGGCACCCUCGUCGUCUUCUGCGACUGGCUGGGACUGGCAGAUUCCAACGAAUGGACCGUCGUGGGAGGAACUGGAACAUUCAGAAUGAUGAGAGGAUAUGCCAUCAACACAAAAGCAGCUGGAGCCGCAGGCACCAAUUCCAUCACAUUCAAGUGGGAAGUUUUCCUAUAUUGAGGACUCUGUCCUGAAGAAGAGGACAUGAGCUGUAGAGUGACAUUUAGUAUGCUUCCGGCGGAUGAUUAUGAAUUUGUGAUCUACAUGUAUUGAAAAUUUCUCAUUUGCAAUAUAAAGGUUUCUUAAAAC